Messenger RNA from Saccharomyces mikatae IFO 1815, 1473 nucleotides. RefSeq names its product glucose N-acetyltransferase (gene GNT1). Gene Ontology annotation, molecular function: glycosyltransferase activity. The transcript has a single exon. The record is from RefSeq and is a predicted model, not a curated record. Bases 1 to 1473 code for a protein of 490 amino acids. NCBI's taxonomy places the organism in Eukaryota, Fungi, Ascomycota, Saccharomycetes, Saccharomycetales, Saccharomycetaceae.
AUGAGGCUGAUCUCCAAAAGAAGAAUUAGGUUCCUUGUGUUCGUUUUGUUUGGUGUUCUCACCGUAUUUAUAGUAUCGAGAUGUGUCGUCCACUUCCAGUACAAUGAGGAAAUAAAGUACUAUAAAAAGUAUUUUCAACAGAAAAAGGAUGGACUUCACAUUUACAAUCCAUUAGAGAUUAAGCAGAUUCCUGUCGGAACAAUAGAUGAGCUAUAUGCAGCCCGUUUGGAUGGAGAGCUGAAGAGUAAUCGAGUAAUUGAAUGGUCAAAGUUUGCCUACGUGAACUAUGUAACGGAUGCAGACUAUCUGUGUAAUACCUUGAUCAUUUUUAAUGAUUUGAAACAGGAGUUUGGAACAAAGGCUAAAUUGGUCCUUCUGAUAUCCCAAGAUCUAGUAGAAUCAAGCACUUCUUCAAAAAUAGAUGAUGUCAACUUACUUCUUCGCAAGAUACAAGCUAUAGAUGAGAAUCAGGUUAUUAUCAAAUAUAUAGACAAUAUUGUCAAGCCAAAGGAUACUACGCCUUGGAACGAAAGCUUAACGAAAUUACUGGUAUUUAACCAAACAGAAUUUGAUCGUAUUAUUUACUUCGAUAACGAUGCAAAUUUAAGAUCUGAUUUAGACGAGUUAUUCUUUUUGCCUGAUCACAUCAAAUUUGCAGCACCACUAACAUAUUGGUCUUUAUCUAAUGAUGAUUUAAAAAAAUCGUACCAUGAAACCCAACAUCGUGAAAAGCAACCUAUCAAUCUUGAAUCGUAUACUAAAGUGCUUACCAAAAGAAUUCGUAAGGGUCAGAUGAUUUAUAACCAUUUACCAAGCUUGCCACAUUCGUUAUAUCUAAAUUCGAAUAACAUAGCCCAAGAUAUUAUGAGUUCUACAUCAUCUCUUUCACCGCUAUUUAAUUUUCAGAGUAGCAAAAAGGUUGGUAAGUUAAAAUUUGCCUCCAAUUUAAUGGUUAUCAGUCCCUCAAAGGAAGUAUUUGAUAAAAUUAUGAAGGUUACGCUGCCCAAAGUGUUAAAUAAGAAGGAGAAAUACGAUAUGGAUUUGAUCAAUGAAGAGAUGUACAACUUGAAAAGGAUUAUUUAUGAACAAUUCAUUUUUUUCAGGAAAGUCAAGAACCUUUUUAAACCAGAGGUAUUAGUUCUGCCGUUUGCAAGGUAUGGCUUACUAACAGGCUCAUUGAAAAACCCACAACAUUAUCCUAUGAUUUAUAAUGAUAUUUUAGGUUAUAAGACAUUGGAUGAUGAUGGAAAUGAUAUCCUUGGUUCAUUAAAUGACACCGUUGCAAAAUCCAAGUAUAUUCAUUUUUCAGAUUACCCAUUAGGUAAGCCUUGGUAUUAUACUUCGAUGGAUAGAUUCAAAUGUGCUGCAAAAGAAGAAAAAGCUGAGGAUGCAGAAUCAAAAAAUGAAGCUUGCAAUAUUUGGAGCUCAGUGUACUUUUCCUACAAGAAAUCCAGUGAAAUUUGCUCGGUUUAA